AUGGUCUUCUUUGGGGUGAUUAAGGACCAUAUAUUUUUUAAUGGCAUAGAUGUUAGCUAUAGGCAUUGGAAGUGGCAUGAAGAACCAUCAACUUCUGCCUUGAAUGUUGCUAGAGGGGAUUCUGAAACAGUUGAGAUGAAUCCUGAUUUUGGGAUAGAAGAGGAUGAAGAAGGUAUGAAGGGUAGUGAGGAUGAGGGGAUUUCAGAAGACUCGAAUGAGUUUAUGAAGUUUGUAGAGGAUGGAGAUAAGCCCCUAUAUCCUGGUUGUACCGAGACGACCAAGUUGAAUGGGUUGAUACAAACAUUCAAUUUGAAAGCUAAACAUGGCAUGACUGAUGCUUGCUAUUCAGACAUGUUAAUUAUGAUUGGCCUCUUGCUUCCUGAAGGGAAUGAGUUACCAGGGUCAGUUUAUGAGGCCAAAAGAACACUUUGCACAUUGGGGAUGGAGUAUCAAAAGAUUCAUGCUUGUCCAAAUGACUGCAUCUUAUAUAGGUUGCAGCAUGCCGAUGCGACAAGCUGCCCCACUUGUGGUGAAUCAAGGUGGAAACUAGGCAGGGACAAAUCUGAGAAAGAAGGGGUGCCGGGGAAGGUAUUGUGGUACUUUCCACCGAUCCCAAGGUUCAAAAGGAUGUUCCAAUCAACUGUUUCAGCAAAGGAACUUACUUGGCAUGUCAAGGAUAGAAAGAAGGAUGGAAUGAUGAGGCAUCCAGCGGAUUCCCCGACUUGGAAAAUGAUUGACACAAAAUGGCCAGAUUUUGGUGUAGAGCCUAGGAACCUUAGACUAGCUCUUUCAUCAGACGGGUUUAACCCACAUAGUUCUCUAAGUAGCAAAUACUCAUGCUGGCCUGUUAUACUUAUCACGUAUAACCUUCCUCCGUGGUUGUGCAUGAAGAGGAAGUACAUGAUGUUGACAUUGUUAAUUUCUGGACCUAAACAGCCCGGAAAUGAUAUCGAUGUCUAUUUGCAGCCGUUGAUUGAUGAUCUGAAAGUGUUGUGGGAUGGGGUUGAGAGAGUAUAUGAUGCUGUAAGAGGAGAGUAUUUUACAUUGAGGGCAGCACUGUUUUGGACAAUUAACGAUUUUCCCGCAUAUGGGAACUUAUCGGGAAGCAUUGUCAAAGGAUGCAAUGCUUGUCCAGUAUGUGUUGAAGAGACCAAACCCUAUAGGUUGAAAAAGUCUAAAAAAAUGGCAUUCAUGAGGCACCGAAGAUUCCUACCACGAUAUCAUCCAUAUCGAAAGCAAGCUGCUGCUUUCGACAACACUGUAGAGGAGGGUGAAGCUCCUAAACCGUUAAGUGGAGAAGAGGUUUUGUCAAGAGGUCAAGGUCUUGAUCGACCAUUUGGCAAAAAAAACCCUCCUCCCCCUUAUAAGGGUCUUCAAGAUCAAAACAGACCUUGUUGGAAGAAAAAGUCUGUUUUCUUUGAACUUGCAUACUGGAAACAUCUUCCGGUAAGACAUAAUCUUGAUGUGAUGCAUAUUGAGAAGAAUUGUUGCGAUGCUAUCCUCGGUACGUUGUUGAAUAUUCCGGGGAAGACUAAGGAUGGGGCUGCUGCUCAUUUAGACAUGGUUGAUAUGGGUAUACGCACUGAUUUGAAGGCUACAAGCACUGGAAAAAGGGAGAGGUUGCCUUUGGCUAGUUGGAAUUUGUUCCUUAAUGAGAGAAAGAUCGUUUGUAGUUCAUUUUUCAAUAUGACUGUUCCGGUUAGGUUUUCAUCCAAUGUACGAAAUCUGGUGUCAAUGGAGGAAUUAAUACUCGCCGGUCUUAAAUCACAUGAUUGA
Rosa chinensis is the source of this 1776-nucleotide messenger RNA. RefSeq lists its product as uncharacterized. Lineage: Eukaryota; Viridiplantae; Streptophyta; Magnoliopsida; Rosales; Rosaceae. The record is from RefSeq and is a predicted model, not a curated record. The coding region runs from base 1 to 1776 and encodes 591 amino acids. The transcript has 2 exons.